AUGCCGUCGCCGCUGCUCGGCACACAAUGCGCAGCCCAGAGUGUCGGAACCGUCAAUACGAUGGUAAGCUCAAUACUCCAAGCACUCCUUGCCGCACAAUGCGCCAUCUCUCCGCCCGAGUUGUGGCCAGCAGACAACGCAGAACCAGCGCUGAAAAAUGGUUUAGAAACGUAUGACUUUGUAGUAGUUGGCGCUGGCUCCGCCGGAUCAGUGGUGGCAAGCCGCUUAAGCGAAAAUCCAAAUUGGAAAGUGUUAGUGCUGGAAGCGGGCGGUGAUCCACCUCAGGAGUCAGAGAUCCCAGGCCUAUUAUAUGCCAUGGAGCACACAAACGCAACUUGGAAUUAUUUAACAGAGUUCAGCGAUAAGGCGUGCUGGGCUUUUAAAGAUCGCCGCUGCUAUUCUCCACGAGGUAAGAUGAUAGGUGGCUCGGGUGCUAUUAAUGUUAUGCUCUACGUACGCGGACAUCGUAAAGACUACGAUAGUUGGGCGCAUGAAGGCAACAAAGGAUGGGGAUGGGAUGAUGUGCUGCCAUAUUUUGAACGUUCUGUGCAUCCAGUGGGCAACGAUACCCACCCUAACAGCUACGUAAGCUACGUAAUACUUAAUGAAUUUCCAGUCAACGACGCAGACAUAGAAAACAUGAUUUAUGAGGGUAUUGCAGAGUUGGGUAUCUCGCGCGUAAGUCAGUUCACCGAAGGCAGUGAGACGGGUUAUGCCAAUAUACCAGGAACGUAUCAAAAUGGACGUCGCAUGAGCACAGGGAAAACUCAUCUCGCAGCAGUCGCACAGCGACCUAAUUUGCAUGUGAUUAAAAAUGCUGUUGUGACUAAGUUAAACUUCGAUGAGAGUGGCAGGCAGGUGCGUUCCGUAAGCUUUGUACUGCAAGACAAGUACGAACUGAAUGUGGGCAUUGAAAAGGAAUUAGUGUUGUCUGCUGGUACAAUUGAAUCACCAAAACUAUUAAUGUUGUCCGGCGUGGGUCCAGCAGAACACUUGAUUGAAUUUGAUAUUCCAAUAAUGCACGACUUGCCGGUGGGCGACAAUUUUCAAGACCACGUGCAGGUUGUGACUUUCUUCAAGUUAAAUGAGCAUGAGGCAAAGUCAUUUCAGAUCGCUGAUGCAUUAGAUAGCAUUUACAACUAUCUCAUACACCAGAAUGGGUCGUUGGCAUCUCAAGGCACGGCUUCGCUAACAGGAUUUGUCAACACACUCAGAGAUAGCCCGUACCCAGAUGUUGCAUUCCAUCAUUUCGCCUUUCGGCGCGGCGAUUUUGCUGCUCUACAAAUUUUUCUGGAUGGUCUGAACUUUAAUGACAAUUUUAAAGCUCAAAUUCGUCAGGCGCUUGAUACUUCCGAUAUUUUGGGUAUGUUUAAUGUGCUCUCUAAUCCAAAAUCCAAAGGUAAUAUACGUCUGCGCAGCGCGGAUUAUAAGGAUCCACCUAAGUUGACACACAACUACUUUAGUGAACUCGAAGAUCUGGAGACCCUACUACGCGCCAUACGUUUCCAGGAGCAACUGCUUAACACUGCCGCCUAUAAAGCAAUGAAGGCCGCACUGCUACUACCCACAAUUGACGAAUGCGAUAUCUAUGAACUGCAGAGCGACGACUAUUGGCGUUGCUACAUAAAAUAUUUCUCCAGCACUACUUAUCAUCUAACUGGCACAGUGAAAAUGGCUCCAGAGGAGGAUGAGACACAUUGCGUGAAUCCACGGCUGCAGUUGGGCGGUUGUAGUAACGUGCGUGUGGCCGAUGCCAGCAUUAUGCCAAAGGUGCCCAGUGCCAAUACGAAUGCGGCUACAAUUAUGAUUGCUGAAAAGGCAGUCGAUUUUAUACGCGACGACUGGCAAGAUGAGGACUGGGAAGAUGAAGACGAUACGGGCUAUUGAA
Rhagoletis zephyria (snowberry fruit fly) is the source of this 1888-nucleotide messenger RNA. RefSeq names its product glucose dehydrogenase [FAD, quinone]-like. NCBI's taxonomy places the organism in Eukaryota, Metazoa, Arthropoda, Insecta, Diptera, Tephritidae. Gene Ontology annotation, molecular function: flavin adenine dinucleotide binding; oxidoreductase activity, acting on CH-OH group of donors. The record is from RefSeq and is a predicted model, not a curated record.